This is a messenger RNA of Schistosoma curassoni, 3296 nucleotides long. The record is from the annotation of a GenBank genome assembly. NCBI's taxonomy places the organism in Eukaryota, Metazoa, Platyhelminthes, Trematoda, Strigeidida, Schistosomatidae.
UUUCGAUAACAAUGAGUCUAUUAUUUGACUUCACUAGAAAUUAACAUUUUUAAUCCGUUAGAAAAACCCAAAUUUCGUAGACAAUACAGAUGGCUGAAGUUAUAUUUUCAGAUAGUUUGACAAAAAUUAUCAUGAAAUUGUGAUACCGACGGUUAAAAUAGUUUGAAAAACGUGUUUACUCCAAAAGGAAAUACAAUUAUAGGAUAAGUAAAAAUGCCAAAACUACAAUAUAUCCAAUGUAUAGUGUUAUAAUCGUUAGGGAGAAAUGUAUACAAUAUGUUGUAUGAGAAUAUUUGUACACUUGCUUUGCGAUUUGAGAUGGUAUAAUGGGCAUUUAUACAUAUCUAAUAGAAUUUAUUAGAAAACCAGCUUAUACACUCUACACUACACUGGUAGAAAAAUGGGUCGGUGUAUGUAACAAAAUAUGAUCAACGAACAUACAAAAUUAAAAGAGAAAGACUACAUAUGGCAAACAAUGAUUUGUAGCUUACUGAUAAAGUUUUUGGAUCAUAAUUACAGUAAUCCGUGGAACAGUAACAACGCUUUUGUGUUGACGAACUUCCGUACGUCUGAAAGCAUGUGUCUGAAAAUGAUGGUUCGAACUUUCUGAGACAUAAUCUGGAAACGGUUUUUAUUUCAUGGUAUUGUUGUCCCCAUCUAGGUUUUCGAAAGUCGAUUCUUUGGACUUCCUCUAUUUUGAUGCAAGCCUUGCAGCCAUCAAGCUUCUGCCACGGUCCACUUGAUUCAUCACAGGGCCAAAGAGACAUUUUACGUUCUCUGUCUACUAUCUCACACUCAUAGCAGCUUAAAUUAUUCACUGAAAGACAAUCAAAGAUAUUAAAAUAUAUCAAAAGUAAUCCAAGAAGAAAAUUAAACCAUUUCAUUUGCAAGUGUUUCCCUUAAGACACUAACAACCUAAGAAUGCGGAAAUGUAUGCAUCUUCCUUUAUGAGCCAAUCAGAGUAGAAAGCAACUCCUACUUGUUUACUUUAAGAAACCGUCCAAUCAAAAUUCCGCACUCGAUUUGAUUUCAACGUCAAGGUCAAAUUAAGGCCACAUUGUAUUGCGUGUUAGUGUCAUGCCUUAACGCAAGCAAUGACUGUCAGCUACGGCAGUCUCAUAGCAACCGUCAAGUAUGGGUCAUUUUUCCGUCUGCUUUUUCGAUGGCGUGGAAGUCUUUAUAAAUUACGAUCGCUUAUCACUCUAUACCAGAUGAACCGGAAUAUCGGAAUGCCAGGCUUCUUUUUGUCCAAAUAUGCUACAUCGCUGGACGUGUAACAAAUGCUGUCCCAUUAUCCUUCGUUUUGGCAUUUUAUGUGAACUUGGUAGUUAGUCGAUGGUUGCAGCAGUUCCUUUGUUUACCAACUCCUGAUGCGAUAUGCGUACUUUUAUCGGCCUAUUUAGGUGAAAAUCCUCAUCUCAAUGAUCACAAAAAAACAGAAAACAGCGAAGAAAGAGCGUUGAUUUUCAGAAGGACGAUUAGCCGUUACGUCAACUUAGCUUCUGCUUUAUGCUUUUGCUCAAUAUCUGUUGGCAUGAAACAACGAUUCCCGACUCUUGAUAGUUUGGUCAUAUGUGGCUUAAUGACUGAACAAGAACUAGAAAUUUAUUCCAACUUGGAAGAGUCAACAAGCAACUUUUUCGUUCCAUUGGUAUGGGCCAUUUCUCUGAUUACGAAAGCUCACGAAGAAAAUAUGAUACGCGAAGAAAGACACGUGGAUGCAUUAGUCAAUCAGGUGGUAGAGUUUUGGGAAAAAUUGUAUAAACUGUGCAUGUACGACUGGGUAAAUGUACCUUUAGUUUACAAUCAGGUUGUAGCGCUGGCUGUGUACAUUUACUUUGCUGUUACAAUUUUCGGUCAUCAGUUUAUUGAUGCCCCUUCAAUCCUACCGCAUAUGCCAACCAGAGUCAAUUCAUCUAAUUUAACAUCUGUCAGCAAUAAUAAUGAUGUCAGCAGUGUUAUUCUCAACAAUCCUGCCAAUAAUACAAAUAUCAAUAGUGGUUUAUCAUUUCCUAGAGUAUUACCAAAUAUUCCAGUAUUCACAAUUCUUUCUUUUAUUUUUUACAAUGGCUGGCUUAAGGUAGCUGAGUCACUUGUUUCACCGUUCGGUUUAGAUGAUGAUGAUUUUGAAGUUGUUCCAUUGUUGGAAAGGAAUUUAAAUACAAGUUUAUAUUUUGUAGAUACAUGUAUUUCCGAUUCGAAUUUAAUUCCCGAAUUAGUUAAAUCUGGUUGUAAAAUCGAUAUUGAAACUGAUGAUGAUGAUCAUACUGAUGGUACUGCUGUCAGUGAUUCAGAUUAUUAUAGUCGACUUAAUAUCCCUGGUAGUCGUCAAAGGAGAAUUAGUACAAAGUCAAAAGGUGGUGUUAGUCGAAGAGGCAGUUUUCUGUCACCUUAUUCGUAUGAUGAAAAUGAUCUAUCAACACCUCAUACUUUUGAAUCACCUAUGGAUAAUGAAUCACCUUGGCCUGAAUUACCACCUACUCGUCAACGUAAACCGUCACAUACAGCUUUUAUUGGGUCAUUGGAAGUAGCUGAAGCUACAAAAGAAGGUAAUUUAAAUUUUUCUCCUUCACUGCACUCUUUAACACCUGAUCAACAGAGUCCACAUUUACAUCCUGAUACAUUAAUUACUUCAGUAGGAUCAUCAUUUCACCGUUUAGGAUCCAAAAUUAAGAAAUUGUCAUUCAGUCGAUCAAAUACUCCAGUUAUUCACGAAUUAAAUAAUCUUAAUACAGAAAUUCUAAGUUCAAAUCGUUCAGAUAGUGUUGCAUCAAGUGAAGAUAAAUUUAAUUCUAAAGAUGCUUAGAAAAUUGAAUAUAUAAAAAAAAAGAGGAAACUGCUUAUAUUCCAAAUUUUUUCUCUUGCCUGCCUUUUUGUCAUCUUGUUAAUACUUUCCAUUCAAGCAUUUGUUCGGUUUUUGUAUGUUUAUUACAAAGUUAUCAUAUAAAACAUCGACACAAACAAACAUUACCUCAUGUGUUUGUUUUUCUUUUUACAACCGUAUGACUGUGUUAUUAUUUACUGUUUACUAACUUGGAUUGUAUUUAAACUGAAAAUAACGUGUAUGUUUUCACAUAGUCUUCAUCCUGUUAAAUAAACUCGUAUUUGGAAAGAAGCAAUCGCGCAAUCAUUUCACAUUCCUCUCCUAUUAAGUGUUCCUUGUCUCCAUCCUGUUGUAAUUUUUCUGAGAAAAAUCAGAAAUGGCAUUAUUUUUUAAAUUAUUUUAAAUAGUUUAAUGACAUAUAGAGACUUUUCAAACCGUACAUUGUGUAUAAUAAAAAACUUUUCUAAAAUGU